UGUGUGCUGAGACAUCAGAGCGUGCGGACGUGUCUCAACGUUGCCCGCUUUGUUACUAAUUCAUACAAAUACUCUGUGCAAAAAUAAAGUGAUAAACCAAAGGUUUUAUUUUGUAAAUUCAUCAAAAGAAAAACCGCGAAAAGCAAACUAUAUUUACUUCAUCAGCAAAACAGCUGGUACCAAACACUAACACACUAUGCCGCCAAACGCAACCGCUGGAGGCCAGUCGAUUACAGACUCGCUGCUCUCUGCCGCGGCAACAGCUGCCGCUGAAUCAGAGCAGAAUCCCACGAAACUGCAGCAGGACUCGACUGGCGUGCUCUUCGAGUGCGAUGCCGAGACCAUCGAUGGCGGCCUCGUCAAGGACAUUGUGUCCAUGAAGAAGGCCGACAGGCGCAAACUGAAGCUCGUCUGGCGCAACAUAAUUGCAUUCGGAUAUCUACACUUGGCUGCCGUCUACGGCGCAUGGCUAAUCUUUACCUCGGCCAAAUGGCAGACAAUCGUUCUGGCUUUCGCUCUUUAUGUUGUCUCUGGCUUGGGCAUUACGGCUGGCGCUCACCGUCUAUGGGCCCAUCGCUCCUACAAGGCUAAGUGGCCGCUGCGCGUGCUGCUGGUGAUCUUCAAUACAGUUGCCUUCCAGGAUGCCGCCUACCACUGGGCCCGCGAUCAUCGUGUGCACCACAAGUACUCGGAGACCGAUGCCGAUCCCCACAAUGCCACGCGCGGCUUCUUCUUUUCGCAUAUUGGCUGGUUGCUGUGCAAGAAGCAUCCCGAGGUGAAGGCCAAGGGCAAGGGUGUCGACCUAUCCGAUCUGCGUGCCGAUCCCAUCCUGAUGUUCCAGAAGAAGCACUACUUUAUCCUGAUGCCCCUGGCUUGCUUCAUCCUGCCCACUGUGGCACCCAUGUACUUCUGGGGCGAGAGCUUUGUGAACGCCUGGUUCGUGGCCACCAUGUUCCGCUGGUGCUUCAUCCUGAAUGUGACCUGGUUGGUGAACAGUGCUGCACACAAAUUCGGUGGCCGUCCCUAUGACAGGUUCAUCAAUCCUUCGGAGAACAUCUCGGUCGCGAUGCUCGCUUUCGGUGAGGGCUGGCACAACUAUCAUCAUGUGUUCCCCUGGGACUACAAGACCGCUGAGUUUGGCAAAUACUCGCUAAAUCUGACCACGGCUUUCAUUGAUUUCUUCGCCAAGAUUGGCUGGGCCUACGACCUAAAGAGCGUGUCCCCCGACAUUAUCAAGAAGCGUGUGAAGCGUACCGGCGAUGGCACCCACGCCACCUGGGGCUGGGGCGAUAAGGAUCAGCCCAAGGAGGAGAUCGACGAUGCCGUGAUUACACACAAAAAAAGCGAAUAAAUUGUGGAUUGAUUGUGGAUUUGUCGCACGGUCGCCGGAAUGAAAUUAAUUGAAAACAAACGCAGAAAUAGAUUAACAAAAUAUGAA
This is a messenger RNA of Drosophila navojoa, 1438 nucleotides long. RefSeq names its product Desaturase 1 (gene Desat1). Gene Ontology annotation, cellular component: endoplasmic reticulum membrane. The record is from RefSeq and is a predicted model, not a curated record. Gene Ontology annotation, biological process: unsaturated fatty acid biosynthetic process. Lineage: Eukaryota; Metazoa; Arthropoda; Insecta; Diptera; Drosophilidae. Gene Ontology annotation, molecular function: iron ion binding; stearoyl-CoA 9-desaturase activity.